Lodderomyces jiufengensis is the source of this 591-nucleotide messenger RNA. RefSeq lists its product as uncharacterized. Gene Ontology annotation, biological process: intracellular protein transport; endoplasmic reticulum to Golgi vesicle-mediated transport. The record is from RefSeq and is a predicted model, not a curated record. The coding region runs from base 1 to 591 and encodes 196 amino acids. NCBI's taxonomy places the organism in Eukaryota, Fungi, Ascomycota, Pichiomycetes, Serinales, Debaryomycetaceae. The transcript has a single exon. Gene Ontology annotation, cellular component: endoplasmic reticulum; endoplasmic reticulum membrane.
AUGGCUUUAUAUUAUAAUUUAGUAUUUGGAUUAUUAGUAAUUGAAAUGAUAUUCUUUGGAAUACUUUCAUUACCGUACCCAAGAUCAGUAAGAAGAACUAUUUUACAAACAGUAUCAGCCCCUUUUAGAAAUGAACAAUUUCAAAUUGCAUUAAAAUGUAUUUUGGGUUUUGUUGGUGUAUUAUUUAUUGAUUCAGUCAAUAGAGUUUAUGCAGUUACUUCAGAAUUACAUUCAUCAACUCAAGCUCAUCCAGGAUCUUCAAUUAUGAAUGAUAGAUCAGAAAUUCAAGCAAGAAGAUUUUAUGCUCAAAGAAAUAUGUAUUUAUGUGGUUUUACAUUAUUUUUAACUUUAAUUUUAACAAGAACUUAUAAUUUGGUUGUUGAAUUAAUUGCAACAAAGGAUAAAGUUGAUGAAUUGAAACAUGAAGAAACUGCAAAUGUUUCAGCGGUUAAUGAUGGUGAUAGUGAAGAGAUUUUAAAAUUAAGAGCUCAGUUGGCUGAAAAAGAUGAGACUUUAGAAUUAUUAAAAAGUCAAGCUUCUAGUUUAAAUAAAGAUUAUGAUGAAGUUUCAGAAUUGAAAAUUAGAAAAUAA